Messenger RNA from Cooperia oncophora, 2412 nucleotides. Lineage: Eukaryota; Metazoa; Nematoda; Chromadorea; Rhabditida; Trichostrongylidae. The record is from the annotation of a GenBank genome assembly.
AUGUUGGUGAACACUAUAAAUGUUUCUUCAUGGUUGAUACUUAAUGCGCUCGUACCGAAGGCUUUGCCAGAUGAUGUCAUCAAAAGGUAUGAAGCACAGUUUGUCAAAUGGCCUGAAAUCUCUGCUCAGACAACAAAAACUGUGUUAACGCAUAGUCUUAAAACAUUAAGGUCAUUUAUUUCAUCACUACUCGAAGCACAGUUCACUUCGACUCAUGUGCAGCCCUUAGUCGAACUUUGCAUGACGGUGCGACUGAAAUUUAUUUCGGAUGUUAUCGACAGCGGUGUGGAAAGUAGGUUGUUGUGUUAUAUAUUUGCGCCCUUCGGCAUGAAGGAAAACUGGAAACAGGAUUUCAGUUCUAGUAUUGCAGCAAAGACAGCCUUGCCAGACUUUUACGAGAAUGAGGUAUUUGAUUGUUUGUCUGCUGUAAGGGAUGCGCUUUCCACGUCUGGCUAUCCAAAUGAGGCCUGUUUAUUCUCUCGUGAACGGUUUCGAAGUACCCUAGUGGACAUCUUCGUUCAUUUGGUCACAGCAAUUAGGCACUGUUUUGAUCGGUUACUGAAUUUGCGAGGGGAUCAGAAGAAACCUCAAGAUCUUGACCUCAGUCGCAAGGACGAGGAGAAGAGUCAUCUCACUACAAAGAAACUGUUAAUUAGUAUUUGCAAUUUGGAGUUUAUAUUGGAAACAGCGUUGAAAAACAUCAGCCGGCGUAUGCUUGAUUGUGGCGUGAAGUAUGCUGAUGAGGUGUAUGAGAAAUCGAAGGCAAAACUAUCAACGUAUAGAAAAACGCUCGUUAAGUGCUACAUCAUGAUCAAAAGCAGUGCUUUCACAACACUGAUAGAUUCUGCAAAUUACGAGUUUAUACCUGAUGAUGAUGUGUCGGAUUAUGCGAAAGAAAUGAUGAUGUGUUGUGUGUUACAACAAGCUGAAUUGGAACUAUGCGCUCCUCAGUUGACAUCGCAAUGUCUUCAGGCUACUGUUCAAGCAGCUUUUGACAAUUUGUUGGAUCACUUGGAAGCACGCGAACCGGCAUCCCAACGUGAAGCUACGCAGAGAGUUAUUGAUAUUUGUGCUUUAGAACAGGCCCUAGGAGGUUUCACUAACUUGGAAACUAGGACUCAUGUCAAUGCAUAUCGUGCUGGCUUGGUUGCGCAGCUUGAUCAAAGCCAUGUUCGUAACCGUUCCGUUCUAGCACGGGGUCUAUCUUUGGUCAACAGUGGAGAAGGUCAUGAAGUUGGUAACAGACAACGGUUUGCUGCGGUACUCAAAAUGGAGGUUUUCUUGCUGUUGUGCAACUUCUUCUUAUAUAAUCAGUUGAUGGUUUACUUCGAUAAAGAGGACCGCGAGAAGUAUGACAAAAGAUACGUCACAAAAGAUCGCAGUCGUGCUUCGAAUGUUUUGAUUACUUUUAUGGUUGCGUCACAGAUGGUGUAUUUCUUGUACUUUGCACCUAGCGCUUUCCAAGGUAUUCUUUUUGACAUAUGCGCAAUUCUUUCUGGUGUGUGGGUGAAUUUAUUGGGCAUUGUUGCUGGAUUUUUCAUUAUAAACACUGUUAUGUACGUGUUGGAGGCAUUCCCUUCGACGAGGUUCAUAGUCGCCAAAGUAGAAAAUAUGGCUUAUAUUGGUCCAUUAGUACUGGAUCGGAGAUAUCAAAUCAAAGUUGUCCUGACAGUUACCCUGGUGAUGUCGUUAUUGAUGUGGCUCGGUAGCGACAAAAUCGUUGUCAAACACGGCUUCACUGGAUCAAAUGGAUCGUUCAAAAUUGCCCUAGUAUCAGACAUUCAUGCUGGUGCAAGUGUUCAUAGAGAUCAAGUUUCCAAAGUAGUUGAUAAGCUUCUUGAUCUUCAUGCUGAUGCAGUGGCUUUGGUCGGUGACAUGGUUGACGGGUCGCUACGAAGCUUGGAAGACCGUAUGGUGCCAUUAUGGAUGCUGCUCUACAGAUACCGUACUUACUUUGUCUCAGGAAAUCAUGAGUAUUACUACGGUAAUGCUAUGGAAUGGUUUAGAGAAUACGAUCGCCGCGGAAUUCAUGUGCUGAAUAACAAGUGCGAUAUGUUCCAUGGUAUUUGUAUUGUGGGUGUCAGUGACAUUUCAAGUGGAAAAUCAGGAAUACCCAACCAUAGCAUGAAUCUUACGGAAGCUAUGAAAAAUUGUAGCGAAGGUUCUUCACGAAUUGUCUUGUCUCACAAUCCAGCUAGCGUAAAAAGCUUCUCUUCUGAGGAUUUGGAGAAAGUCGACGUGGUUUUGUCAGGUUGGCUAUUACUUAAUUCGUAUAUUUACGUUUCUGGCCAUACCCAUGCAGGACAGUACUAUGUCCUUUUACCAAUAAUCCCGUGGAUAUUGCCCUAUUUUCAUGGUCUGUACGACAUUGGCCAUGGGAAGUUGUUUGUCUCCGCAGGCACUCUUUAUCAG